AUACCAUCAAGCAUGGAUCUCAAUAUCGCUAGGCCCAUUUCUGGGACCAAGCUUCUAAUUUCUUUCAGAACCAUCACUCCAAGCGGACCUUCCCACCAAUAAUAAAGAGGCAAACUUCCCCGCGACUUUAAAUCACACCCAAUCAAAGGAGGGAAACUAACUCUCCACCCUCCAACCGUCGCCUCCUUUGCCUAUUUGAAGAACCCAGAAAGGCUCUGCAAUGGUCACAAGAGGUUCUUCGUAGAGUGGGCGGCUUUCUGAGCAAUUAGAAAGCCGCUCCAUCUUCCUCAAAACUCUUCCCCAAGAAUGCCAAAUUCACUCUUUCAAGAGCACAGUUUGAUCGUGAGAGAGAAACUUCGUAAGAUUAGAAGCAUUCAUUUGUCAUCAACAUUUCUUUAAGUGGUGUGCUCCAUUUCCUAUAUACAGAACGUUCUCUCUUCCAUAUUGUUGCAGUUGUUCAAGAAUUUUCCGUUCAUAUUGUUCCAGUCUCUCUUUGCUUUUCGCUUGUGGAUAUCUGGGCUCCCUGUUUUACCUUUGAUAUAGUCUCUGUCUCUCUUUUCUCGCUAUCAUAGAAGAGAAACAAAUCAGUUCAUUCCUAUCUUUUUCGAAACACCAGCAUCUGUAUGUAUUUGGAAAGACCAUCAAUCCUGUUUCCUGGGUUGGAUAUCCAACCCGGCAUUACCUCCACCCUCGAUUUCCUUCAUCCUCUGUUUCUUUCCCCGAGGAAAGUUCAGAGAAAUGGCCCGAGCCGCCUUGAAUUAUCUUCGCCCGAAGGACUGGGUUAGAGGAAAAGCAGUCGGGAAUGGGUCCUUUGGCAUCGUCAGCUUGGCCAUGAACAGAUCGACUGGCGAGCUCUUCGUCGUCAAGUCCUCACCAUCUGGAACGGGGUUAAUAUCUCUGAAGAAUGAGGCCGACAUCCUCGAGAGUCUGAAUUCGUCAUACAUUGUUCGAAGCCUUGGGCAUGAAGCUGCAGACAGAGCAGGAAGUCAACAAGAAUUUAACUUGUUCAUGGAAUACAUGGCUGGGGGGAGCUUGUUGGAUAUUGUGGAGAAGUUUGGUGGAGCAUUGGAGGAGUCAGUGAUUAGAUCCUACACCAGACAAAUUCUCAAGGGGAUUGCAUACCUUCAUAGAAAUGAUAUCGUCCAUUGCGAUAUUAAAUGUAAGAAUCUGCUCUUGGGUUCAUCUGGGAACAUCAAGUUGGCUGACUUUGGGUGUGCUAGAAGAUUGAGAGGAUCUUCAGAGGUUGAUGCAUGUUCGAAGAAUUCGUCGCAAGUUGGCGGGACUCCAUUGUGGAUGGCACCAGAGAUUUUGAAGAAUGAAGGGGUCGGAUUCCUGUCAGAUAUAUGGUCUCUUGGAUGCACUGUGAUUGAGAUGGCCACUGGGAGACCUCCAUGGACCGACGAGGUAUCGAACCCGAUGGCAGCAGUAUAUAAGAUUGCAUGCUGUGAUGAUCUUCCAAAGCUCCCAUCCAGUUUCUCCGACGAGGGGCUCGAUUUCCUCAGAAAAUGUUUGCAGAAGGACCCAAAGAAGAGAUGGAAUGCUGAGCAAUUGCUCAGCCAUCCAUUUAUCACUGGGAGUUCGAAUCAAAUGUGUUUGAAGGAGGCAUCUUGGUCGCCAACAAGUGUCUUACAUGCAGGUUCCAGAGGGAACUGGCCUUUGGAUGAAUUGGAGUCACUGACCGAAGAAGAGAUCUCGACAUGGAGACCAUUCUCGAUGCGGUCUGGGAUCCCCAAGUAUCUAAGAAGAAUGUGCAGCAAAGAGAUUGAUGUACAGGCAACAGAAGGUUGGAUUGAGGUCAGAUCAGGAUGAAAAUUUUGAUAGGCAUAGAUGACAGCAACCUGUAUAUGGACAAAGAGAGGGAUCUGGAUGUACAGCUCAGUUUAUAGCCAUUACUUUAUAUUGAAAAUUCAGUCAAAGACUUCAACAAGUAACAAACCCCCGCCCUCCUGCCAACAAAAAAGAGAAAAAGAAGGGGAAAAAAAGAGAUUUGACUGCGCAAAUAAUGGCUAUUAUUUAUUGAAAUAUGGGAUGAAGGAUGAUAUCUGAAAGUCAAGCACAUAAUGGCAACUUAUCAAUCAUGCAAUUAUACAGCUUUGGAGGGUUGAUGAGCCAUUUAUUUGUGGAACAGCACUUAUCUCUGAAAUAAUUAAUUCCUUCUAGCAUGGGAGGUAAAAGUAAGAUGGAAACUAGAGGUGGAUUGGAACUCAGAAGGAAUGCUAAUCUUGAGGUCAAGGGUCACUUUAAAGGGUGGGAAUGUAAAGAAUUAGGUCAAGAUCAGAAAGCACGGAGGAGAAUGUCUUCAACAUCAUCUUUUAUGGGAUUUUAUAGCAACAGUUGGCAUCAGAACAGUUGGGCUUAUUAUCCAGGAUCAUCUUGGCAUGAGGGUGUUUGUUGGUGCUGUCAACUUUGGCACCAAGAAAGCAGAAGCUGAGCAGUUGGCAGAAAUUACCCACAGGACUAGGUAGAAGAAAUUCCCAAUGACUGGGAAAAAUUAAUUGCCUUAUAUUAUAUUGCAUCAAAAGAUGCCAGUAAUGUACAAGGCAGUUGUAUACCUUCUAAAUUACAUUUUGUAUCAGGGGGGCACCCAUUUUCUUGUAAUCUCUUGCAACGAGUUGUGCUUCUACUCAA
Messenger RNA from Phoenix dactylifera (date palm), 2628 nucleotides. The record is from RefSeq and is a predicted model, not a curated record. NCBI's taxonomy places the organism in Eukaryota, Viridiplantae, Streptophyta, Magnoliopsida, Arecales, Arecaceae.